Molecule: messenger RNA, 5625 nt
Organism: Sarcophilus harrisii (Tasmanian devil)
Lineage: Eukaryota; Metazoa; Chordata; Mammalia; Dasyuromorphia; Dasyuridae
Product: zinc finger protein 425-like
Exons: 14
Coding region: 157-3723 (1188 amino acids)
Biological process (GO): regulation of DNA-templated transcription
Source: RefSeq, a predicted model, not a curated record
GUUCCCCCGCCGGCCCACAGUGGGGCGCAGUGAAGGAGCAGCGAAUGGAAGGGAAGGCCCCGCCCUACGGGGAGGAGAGGGCGUGACCCGGAUGGCGCGCGGCCUGACGGCGGCCCAUGCCCGCGGCCAGCCCGGGACCUCCGAGACUGGCAGGCCAUGGCCCCCGGAGCGCCUGCUCGGGCGCCUGUGACUUUCGAGGAUGUGAUGGUGUAUUUCACGGAACCGGAGUGGAGGACCUUGGAGCAGUGGCAGAAGGAGCUCUAUAAGCAUGUGGUGAAGGCCAACUACGCGACCUUGGUCUCCCUGGGCUGUGCCAUUCCCAAACCAGAUUUGAUCACCUGGAUUGAACAGGGGGAAGAACCGUUCAUCAGAGGUCAGGGAAACUUUGGGACAAGAGACCUGGCAAUUGGCUCCGGAGUUGAUGAUUGUCUUGAGUUGAAGCACACCAAAAUGCAGCUGCUUUGUGGGGAUUCUGGAUCAACUUCAGGACGAGAGGAAAGUCCUCAAAACCAGAACUGGUCUGAGCCCUUACCAUUCCACUGCAGUGAGUGCAGCAAGGCCUUCCCUCACAAAGCUCAAUUAACCAAACACUUUAGGAUCCACAGACGAGAGAAACACUUCUGGUGCACCGAGUGUGAUAAGAAUUUUGCUGGAAAAUAUGAAUUACUGCGGCACCGGCUUCUGCAUACCGGGGAGAGGCCCUUCCAGUGCCCCAAGUGUGACAGGAGCUUUCGCCAGAAGGGCCAUCUGCUCAGGCAUCAGCGCCUGCACACUGGGGAGAGGCCCUUCCAGUGCCCCGAGUGUGACGAGUGCUUCCGGCUAAAAGCCGACAUGAAGGCCCACCAGCGCCGGCACAGGGGAGAGAAGCCAUUCUCCUGCAGUGAGUGCGGUAAGAGCUUCACCAAACAUUGUUAUCUCACCGAGCACAUCAGACUGCACACAGGGGAGAGGCCCUUCCAGUGCCCCGAGUGUGGCAAGAAAUUUCGCAUGAAAGCAGACAUGAGAGUCCACCAGCGCAGACACAGCAAGGCCAGGUCGUUCUGCUGCAGCGAGUGUGAUAAGGCCUUCCCCAAGCAGUCCAAGCUCACAGCCCAUGUUAAAGUGCACACCAAGAAACAGCACUACAGGGCCCUGCUAUUCGGAUUGAUGGACCUGGACUGGGGCCCCGGAGAGGAGCCCAGGUUUUCUCCCAGCCUCUCCCGGAAAGUCCGAAGGUAUCGUACGGCUGCAAAAGAGCGGGCCUCGAGGCCGGCGCAGCUCGGAGUCCCCAGCGGCAUUGGAAGACCAGACCUCCGGCUGCGCACGCAGCAGGGAGAGAGAGCGGAGCGGAAGGGGCGGGGUCGAGAGAGGCCCUGGAAGGAGGGGUGGUGCAGGGCCUGGAUGGGGGCGGGCCGAAAGAAGCUCGAUAGGAGGGACGCGGCCAGAGGGGGCGGGGCUUGGGAGAAGUGGCAGCUCCACCCUGCGGCCGGCGGGCGCGUCCCCCGAAGCUUCUCGUGGCCCCCCGCUCGGUACCCUGACACUAAGCUCGGUGCUCCCGGGCCGAGGGGAGGAGGGCUCGGUGCUCCCGGGCCGAGGGGAGGAGGCACGGCCCCAGAAGCUCCUGUUCCGAUGCAGAGAAAGCCCGCCCUGGGCGGGGGAGGCCGCACAAGCCCCGGGGGCCGUCGGGCAUCCAUCGGGAGCCCCCCCAGCAUGGAAGCAAAAGAAAGCCAGGCGGAAGCGUGGCGUGGGAUCCCGGGGGUCACGGAGUGCAGGGCAGCCCGAGGUGGGAUGCCAGAAUGCCCUUCAGACUGGCCUCUCUGGGGGUCUUGGGACCAGCCCCAGGCCUUGCUCCUACAGGAGGAGGAUGAGGUGGCUAUGACAUUUGAUGAUGUGACCAUGUAUUUCACAGAGCAGGAGUGGGGGACCUUGGAGGAGUGGCAAAAGGAGCUUUACAAGCAUGUCAUGAAGACCAACUAUGAGACGUUGGUCUCACUGGGUGUUGCCAAAACUUGUGCUGCUGGUGACCUAAAGAAAAACAAACUUAUUUGCCAUUUUGUGACCUAUUGUCCAGGCUAUGCCAUUUCCAAACCAGACUUGAUAACCCAGAUUGAACAAGGGGAAGAACCAUUCGUCAGAGAUCAGGGACACUUGAGUACAAGGGAACUGGCCAUUGCUUCCAGGGCUGAUGACCCUUGUGACUUGAAGAACACACAGAGGCAGCUGUUUUCUGGCUGUGCCAUCUCCAAGCCAGACUCAGUAACCCAGAUUGAACAAGGAGAAAAGCCAGUCAUCAGCCAUCAGGGGAACUCGGAAACAGGAGGUUAUGCAGUCUGCUUCAGUGAUAAUGAACAUUUUGAUGUGAAGAGCAUAGAGGUGCAGCCAUUUGGGGAGUUCACAGGCCCAAGAAACACUUCCAGUGCACUGAGUGUGAAAAGAAUUUUGCCCAAAAGUCCCAACUGCUCCAGCACCAGCGCCUGCACACAGGGGAGAGGCCCUUCCAGUGUCAUGUGUGUGACAAGAGCUUCCCAGCAAAGGGGACCUGAAGCAGCCAGAAAACCUAGAGAGAGGACUCAAGGAGAAGAGGAGGAUGGACAGUGUCAGAGCCACAGGGAGGUCACCAAAGAGCAGGAGUGGGGGACCUUGGAGGAGUGGCAAAAGGAGCUUUACAAGCAUGUCAUGAAGACCAACUAUGAGACGUUGGUCUCACUGGGCUAUGCCAUUUCCAAACCAGACUUGAUAACCCAGAUUGAACAAGGGGAAGAACCAUUCGUCAGAGAUCAGGGACACUUGAGUACAAGGGAACUGGCCAUUGCUUCCAGGGCUGAUGACCCUUGUGAUUUGAAGAACACACAGAGGCAGCUGUUUUCUGGUUGUGCCAUCUCCAAGCCAGACUCGAUAACCCAGAUUGAACAAGGAGAAAAGCCAGUCAUCAGCCAUCAGGGGAACUCGGAAACAGGAGGUUAUGCAGUCUGCUUCAAUGAUAAUGAGCAUCUUGAUGUGAAGAGCAUAGAGGUGCAGCCAUUUGGGGGGGAUUCUGGAUCUACAAGAUCCAGACAAGAGGAAAGCCACAGACAUGAUCUUCAAAACCAGAACUGGCCUGGGCCCUUGCCAUUCCACUGCAGUGUGUGCAGCAAGGGCUUCACCCACAAGUCUCAACUAGCCAAUCACAUUAGAGUUCACAGGCCAAAAAAACACUUCCAGUGCACUGAGUGCGAAAAGAACUUUGCCCAAAAGUCCCGACUGCUCCGGCACCAGCGCCUGCACACAGGGGAGAGGCCCUUCCAGUGCCCUGAGUGUGACAAGAGCUUCCACCAGAAGGGCCAUCUGCUCAAGCACCUGCCCCUACACACGGGGGAGAGGCCCUUCCAGUGCCCCGAGUGUGACAAGAGCUUCCGAGCAAAGGGGGACCUGAAGGCCCAUCAGCGGCGGCACCGGGAGGAGAAGCCAUUCUCCUGCAGUGAGUGUGGGAAGGGCUUCACCAUGCAUCAUUACCUCACCGAUCACAUCAGAAUACACACCGGGGAGAAGCCCUUCCAGUGCCCCGAGUGUGGCAAGAGCUUCCGCAUGAAAGCGGACAUGAGAGUCCACCAGCGCAGACACAGCAAGGCCAGGUCGUUCUGCUGCAGCGAGUGCAAUAAGGCCUUCCCCAAGCAGUCUGAACUCACAGACCACAGCAAGGUGCACACCAAGAAGCAGCACUACAAGGGCCUGCUCUAUGGACUAAUGGACCUGGACUGGGGCUGAGGCAGGACCCAUGGUGUGCAGAGUGGGGCUGUGAAAGUUAAGGAACAUUAUCUAGUCCCGGAUCUACUACAUCACUGGUCAUUCAGCUUGUGCUGGAAUAUCCCUAGUAUCAGGGACUUCACUACCUCCUGAGACAGGCCAUUCCAAACUGGCAGAGCUCUCCUUGUUGGGGAGCAUCAGAAUCAGGCACCCUAUAAUCUUGGUCAUGGAUCUCCUCUUUGACCCAGCAGAAGGUUAGUACCCCAUUCACAUUACAAUUCUGAAAUAUAAUCUGGCCAAUAAAGUGAGUGAUGAAAUUGGCUAAUGCUAGGUUUUUCGUUUGCUUUUUUCCCAUAAACAAAGUAAUGAUGUUUGUCUUAUAUAGCUCAUAAGCUAGCUCUAAAGAGGAUACCAAGAUGUCACAGAUAUUUAUGUAUCCAUUGCUGAAAUACCUUAUCAUACUUUCAUUACUUUCCAGAAGCCAAAGAAUUUCUUUUUGAAAGCCUGAGGCUCAUCUCUUAAUAAAUUUAAAUAUGAAAUUGUCAAGUUAACAGAAAUGGGAAUUUUUCUCCUACUAGUCCAAAGCCUGAACAGGUGGUGCUGGUGAUCAUCUGGAGAAUCUGAAAGCCCUGUACAACGUGGUCCUGAAAAAAUCCAAGGCUCUGUGCAGUGGGAUGGCUUUUCUGUAGUGGUUUAUUACUGACAACAAAAAGAGAAUAUAGGAAGAUGGUUCAAAAUGAAGAUUCAGCUGCCAUGUAUAAUAUCUCCCCCAAUUUGAGGCAGUGUCUGUAUAAAACAGACAAUGAGGGAAAAUGUGAUUGAAAUAUAAAAAGUGUUGUUACUCAUUCUGAGAAAGAUUCUCCAUGUAUGAUAUGCAAACAUAUGCAUAUCACAGGGGAAGCUUGGCAAUUACUGUUUUCCUAAAAGCUUUGACAACACCCUGUAAAACAGUAGCCCCUUGUUGAAAUAUACCUGGAAAGGCUUCAUGAAGCAUUUUGAGCUGAGCUUGAAAUUAGGAAAUAUUUCUAGCAGGAAAGUGUCCAGGAAUCUAGUGGAACCAAAUUUGUUUGUCUGGAGAAAAAGUAAUUGUUGGAUGUUAUUGAGAAGUGAGAUUGUUGCGGUGGCAAGAAGACACAGAAACUCAAGUUUAGGGGCUUAGAUUUGAGAGAGACAUUGGGAUGUGAUGGGGAGAAAACAACCAGGAUUUUAAAUAGAAAAGACAUAAAGCUGGAUUACUCCCCUGAAAUCUAUCAGCUUUCUGUCCUCCAGCAUGCCAUUUACUCACUCUUAACUUAUACUUCCUCAAUUUAACUCUGGAGAUAAUAAUACCUACGGACCUACUUUCCUGAAUUAUUGUUGAAUAAUACCUAUGGACCUACUUUCCUGAAUUAUUGUUGGGCUUCUAACUAGAUAAUGCCACCUUCAAAGCUAUUGUAAUUCAUUGAGAAAAUGUUUACUAAGCAUCCUUUGUGUAUUAGGAACCACAGUGUAGUCAGUGCACUUCUCACAUUAACAGUAAUGGACAAGACUUUCUCCACCAGUCAAGAUCUCUAAGACUAUCUCUGCCCUACAUCUUUCCAUGCUUCAGCCCUCUUAAAAUUCACCUGCAAGAUUACAGUUUCUUAAGCACUAUCUUAUUGCCUUAUUCCCUUAGCUGGAAAUUUCAGAUCCAUUUCCCUUCUCAUAAAAUAUGGGCUCAGCCUGAUGAGAUUAGAUUCAGGCAGCCGAAAAAUGAGAUUAGGGUUCCUGCUAGUCAGGGAGUUAAAUGAUGAGGUUAAUGGAAGGUUUGGGGUUCAGGGAAUAAAAAGGUUUGGCUUCCCUAAAACCCCUUUAGGAUCAGCACAAGAUAGGGAGUUGUGGGAACCCCCUUCUGGCAGCACAGAGGUCCUUCAUAAAGGAAUUUACGAACCCGAAAAACUAGAC